GCUGGGUGAGCACAAGUUGCUACACCGCGAGAUGAAACAGCUCAUUUAUUAGCUUAACAAGGGCUAAGAUUCACAUCUUCUUUCAAGGUAAUACACACUUGGGGCUACAUUCAGAAUGUGGGUCUUUCUUGAGGUUGAAGUUUACAAAGCACUUGCCAAGGCAGAGAACUGAGGACAAAAAGCAAGGUCCACGGGAAAGCCCACGCGAUAGCCGAGCCCAACGCGUGCGCACACUGCGAGAGGCCGCUCCAGGCUCGUGCAGCGAUCUUCUGGCCUUCCGCUUGCGGCUCCCGCCUCCAGGCCGGAGGGAGCCGUUGAUUGGUGAGCCUCGCCCGGGCUCGGGGCGGAGAUUGGGUGAUUGGCAGCAACGCCCCGGGACGGUCAAGCUGGAAGGUGGAGUAGCUGAAGAAGCCGGCGGGCUGCCUCGCGCCGGAGGUAGAGUGAGGUAAAAACUCUGGAAAGCGGUUGGCUUGGGGUCGAGGAGGCGCCCCGGGGACGGCGGCGGGAACCUUUGGUGACACUCAGGGUAGGAGUGUGCUUUAUGGACCAUGUGCUGCUAUGUAUGCCCAAAGUACUUGAAAUGCAAAUUUGGAGAGACUUUGCCGUCUAAAUGCUUGGCUGGAUUAAACGCCUAAUUAGGAUGGUUUUUCAACAGGUUGGAAACAUGCAGUCGGUACUUUGGUCUGGGAAGCCAUAUGGUUCAUCUCGAAGUAUCGUAAGGAAAAUUGGUACUAAUUUAUCUCUGAUCCAGUGUCCAAGAGUUCAAUUUCAGCUUACCAGCCCUACAACCGAAUGGAGCCCCAGCAAUCCAGAAGAGGAUGCAGUGGUGUCUUUUGCUGAUAUCGGAUGGGUAGCCAAAGAAGAUGGAGAGUGUUCAACAAGACGAAGGGCGGAGGUCAGGUCAAGGCAGCCCCUUCAGGAUGAACUUCCCUUCUUUGAGCAGCCCCCAAGCAGGCAGUUUUCCUUCCCAAGCCUGUCUCCAGAAGAGCCUCAGCUGCAGACCACGAUACUGGCCAACGAGGAAGCACUGCAGAAGAUCUGUGCCCUUGAGAGUGAACUUGCUGCUCUCAGAGCUCAGAUCGCUAAAAUUGUGACCCUGCAGGAACAGCAAAAUCUCAGUGCAGGUGAUUUAGAUUCUACCACAUCUGUUGCCACAGCACCGCCCUCUGUCCCACCAGCUCCCCCUCUGCCGCCUCCCCCUCCACCCCCUCCCCUCCCCCCAUCAGGGUUCCACCAAAACACAUCAGUUAUUGAUCUGAUUAAGGAACGAAAGGAGAAAAACGCCCGUGCUGGGAAGACUUCAGUCAAGAACAGUCCAAAGAAACCUGCUAUGCCAAAUAUGCUCGAGAUCCUUAAAGACAUGAAUAGUGUGAAACUGCGGUCAGUAAAAAGGUCAGACCAGGAUGCAAAGCCCAAACCAGUGGAUGCUGCUGACCCUGCUGCCCUCAUAGCAGAGGCUCUGAAAAGGAAGUUUGCUUAUCGGUAUCGAAGUGAUAGCCAAGGUGAAGCUGAAAAAGGAAUUCCAAAGUCUGAACCAGAGGUCUCCCCAGAAAGAGUGUUGGUGAGUACUGGGCAGACCCCUCUCAAGUUCACGCCGUGCUGCACACCUACAUCUUAUAAGACAUUCAGCCAUGUCCUCUGGAAGGUUGGAAAGGAUGUGCUGUGGGAUUUAGUCCCUCCCUGCUGCUAGGGGGUACGUGCCGGGAGCAUAAAGAAGGAAGCAAAAGUUAAGCCCUGGUUUCACUACUUAGCGUCUACAAUGUUAAAUUUUCCAUGCUCUGUUUUAUUUAUAUUUAAGCAUAAUGAAGUGAAAUUCAUUUCAAUAAAAUUUAUAUCUUAGGACUAUAUAUAUGUAGUGAUAGAGACAGGAGAGCUCAUUUUCUCUUAGAGUACCUGUGAAAGUCUUCUAAAGAGGGAGAGAGAUUUGAUCAGGGCCUCGGGCAGGAUGUGGGCCAUGGUGUAGGUGGAGACUGAGCAGAUUUCCUGGAAGCUCUCCAAUACUAAUUUAUACAUUCCCUUUUUCCAACUUACUGUCCUGGGGAAUAUGUGCUUAUCUAUUCCAGAGAGGCAGAUAGCUUAGAAAUUCUGGCAUCUUUGAAACACUUCAGACGUUGAAAAGAAACUCUGCCCCUUCCUUCAUUUUACUCAAAGUAAAGAGGACUAAGCUAGACUCUUGCUAAAAUGAUUGUAGUUUUCUUUUCUAGAAAGUAAUUUGGCUACGUUUUUGUCUUUCACUCUAUUACUAUGUUGUGCUUAUAACAACUAAUAUGUUGUGUUUAUAACAACCUGCCAGUUCAUAAAGGUUUUAAUAUUAUCUAGCUGCUUAGUUUUUCAUGCACAAAAUACUCAGCCCUUUGAUCCACGAUGGAGACGGGGGUUGGGUGAUGGGAAAGGGAGCAUAUGGCUAUUUUGACGUGAACCAGUGUCUUUCUGUUUCUCUUCUAGUUUGGGCCACACAUGUUGAAGUCUACAGGAAAAAUGAAGGCUUUAAUUGAAAACGUUUCAACUUCCUAACAGACAGUGAACUGAGAAAGACUCUCCUAGUUCUGCUGCUGGUUUGUUAGGGCUAUUUGGCUAGUAGAAAUCAACACUAUUUGGUAAAUGCCUGAAUUUAGUAUUCAGUGGUCUCCUUUUAAGUUUCAUUAGAGGAUUAAGCUGUAACAAAAGCACUCUGCUUUUAAGAGAAGGUCAGUUCUCAAGUUUUCCAUAACAUAUGUAUAUUCUGACAUAACAUGAUUUUAACCUAUAGCUAGGAUGUUUAGGUUUUCAGUCUUGAAAACAACUAUUUGGAUUUCAGAAAAAAGAAUGGACAUUUGUAGAUGUCAGUUUUUAAUUCCUAACACUAAUUUAUCUGUACAGAUGUUUUAUGUGCAUAUAUUUGGAUAUGAAAUAGGUAAAUUUAAGCAGUGGCAGCAAUGAGGGUGUGUUAGUGUCAUUCCUUUUCAAUGAUCAUUUCUAUUUAAUGACGGAACAGCUGGUAUUAUCCAAGUUGUUGAGUGAACGUGCGAGGUUGGACUAUCUUCUUGCCUUGAACAGAACUUUUAGCAUAGAUUCUCGCUCACAUUUUCAUGGAGAUGGGGUUUGAGUAAGGAACCAGACAAUGUUUGCUGCUGAAAUUCCAUAAUGCUUUCCUUUAGAGGGAAGUCAAGGAUCAUGAAAACUGUUUUCACCCAGUGCCAUCCAGUGCUGAGGAAGAAAAUGUAGUUUUCAAAUAGUGAGGAAUGAAAUUAUUGAAUUAAAUAUCUUUUUAAGUAAAACCAGAAUGUACCAUCUUCUUUUUCUUUCAGCUUAAUACUUUUGGAAAUGUCAGCCUAAUGGAGUUUAAAAUAUUUUAAUACUGGUCAAAAUAGUAGCUUUAUAAUUAAACAUUGAAUAGGCAAAAGAAUUUUCUGUAAGUUGCUGAUCAUUGGUCAGAAUGCUGCUCUGUUGAAUUACAUUGUGCAGCAUAAACCUGAGGCGAUUUAUUAGGAAGUGUGGAGCUGCCCUUCUCACCCAGGGCUUCUAAGGAAUUGCUACAAGGAUUUGUUAAAAUGCUUCAUAAGUUUUCAUGAUUUUCUGUAUUUCUGUUAAACUCAGCUAUUGUUAAUGCCAGAAUCUCCUACUAUGAAUAAGUGCUUGGAUUUAUUUAAACCUAGUGAAAAAAAGUUCUAUCUCCUGGGGGGAUUAGGAGAGGGGAAGAAUAGACAUUUAAGUUAUUAAAAAAAAUGUGCAAUGUUCUAAAUAAUAGCAAAUACUAGCUGAGGUACUUUUCAUGGUUUGGUCAUUCAGCUUAAAUUUGAACUUGGCUUAUUUUACAUGUUGUUGAUGUACAUUAUUUCUGAUUGUUUUAUAUGGUUUAAAAGUUCUGCCUUUAAAGAAAUUCAGAGAAUUCGCCUGAUACAAAUAUAAAUUUCUUAGGAGGUCAAAGUAUGUGUAUCAGUAUUGAAAUAUAAAAAGUCCAGUGCUCCAAUAUAAGGAAGUUACUGUUUUGAAAUAAAGCAAACUUACUUUCCUUGGGCCA
This is a messenger RNA of Sus scrofa (pig), 4000 nucleotides long. The record is from RefSeq and is a predicted model, not a curated record. NCBI's taxonomy places the organism in Eukaryota, Metazoa, Chordata, Mammalia, Artiodactyla, Suidae.